Messenger RNA from Rhopalosiphum padi (bird cherry-oat aphid), 645 nucleotides. Its product is annotated as tigger transposable element-derived protein 4-like. The record is from RefSeq and is a predicted model, not a curated record. The transcript has a single exon. The coding region runs from base 1 to 645 and encodes 214 amino acids. Gene Ontology annotation, molecular function: nucleic acid binding. Lineage: Eukaryota; Metazoa; Arthropoda; Insecta; Hemiptera; Aphididae.
AUGAUAUUUUUCCCAGCUAACACAACUAGUAUCUUACAGCCUAUGGACCAAAGUGUUAUAAAAAGUUUGAAAGGCCACUAUAGAAAGAAAAUAUUAAUGGAAAUUAUCGAAUCUGAUGGCAAUGCCUCUAUCAAUAUGCUUGAUGCAGUGAACUUCUUAAGUAAAGCCUGGGAAGAGGUAACAGCAGAAACUAUACGGCAUUCUUUUCGUCAUGCUGGACUUCGAAGUUUUGCCAAUGCUGAAGAAGAAAUAGAACAAUUUGAGAAUGAAGAUGAUACACUGAGUGAGUGGAUUGCUCAGUUCAAUACACCGCAUACUUUUACUCCUGAGGACCUACAAAACUAUGUAGAAAUAGACGAGAAUCUAAUUACAACAAUAUCGUUAACUGAUGAAGAAAUCCUAAAUGCAAUGACAAAAGGCGAGGAGGAGCAAAAGGAAGAUGAAGAGGAAGCACAACCUGACGAAGUCGUAAUACCAAGUAUUCAACAAGCACUUGAUGCGGCUAAAUUAUUAGAAAAGUACUUAUUGUUUCAUGAAGAUGAUCCAAAGUUAUCCCAAAACAUGGGAGAAAUUCAUAGAAAAAUACAAAACCAGUAUUGGCAAAAUAAAAAAGUCCAAACUAAGAUGACAGACUAUUUUAAAUAA